AUAAUUGUUUCUCCAAUAUUGCUUUCUUUGCUAGGUCAGACUUGUGUUGAUAUCAAGGACAAUAUUGUGGAUGAGGGCUACUACUUCACUCCUAAAGGGGAUGAUCCAUGUCUGAGCUGCACUUGCCACAAUGGAGAACCUGAAAUGUGCGUAGCUGCUCUAUGUGAGAAACCACAGGAAUGCCAGCAAUAUCGCAAGGAUCCCAAAGAAUGCUGCAAAUUCACUUGUCUUGACCCAGACGGAAGCAGUCUUUUUGAUUCAAUGGCCAGCGGUAUGCGUCUGAUUGUGAGCUGUAUCUCCUCUUUCCUCAUCCUCUCUCUGCUGCUUUUUAUGGUUCAUCGGCUGCGUCAGAGAAGAAGGGAACGCAUUGAAUCUUUAAUUGGGGCCAACUUGCAUCACUUUAACCUGGGUCGCAGAAUGCCUGGUUUUGAUUAUGGACCUGAUGGUUUUGGUACUGGGCUUACCCCCCUUCACCUGUCUGAUGAUGGAGAAGGUGGAGCGUUCCACUUCCAUGAACCUCCUCCACCUUAUACAGCCUACAAAUACUCUGAUAUCCAGCACCCUGAUGAUCCUCCACCACCAUAUGAAGCAUCAAUAUGUCCAGACAUCAUACUGUGCUCAACAACAGAUCAAGUGACUCGUCAGUCUACUGUUUUGGGUCAGCUCUCAACUGCUAGCAGCAGCAAUGCCUCUUCACCUCAAACUACAGAAGAACCACUGCCACCAGCAGGCCUGCAACUACCGCAACCACAAGAAGAAGCAGAAGAUGCUGAAGGUAGAAGCAGUUCACUCCUUGUGGCCCCCAGUAUUUUGCAAAAUGAAGCCUUCUCCAGCCCCGGUCAAACAGAGCCCUCACCCAGUAACUGUUCUUUGAACACUGUUGUUUGA
Molecule: messenger RNA, 888 nt
Organism: Staurois parvus
Lineage: Eukaryota; Metazoa; Chordata; Amphibia; Anura; Ranidae
Source: the annotation of a GenBank genome assembly